This is a messenger RNA of Vespa velutina, 2777 nucleotides long. Its product is annotated as dipeptidase 1-like. Gene Ontology annotation, molecular function: metallodipeptidase activity. Bases 953 to 2239 code for a protein of 428 amino acids. Lineage: Eukaryota; Metazoa; Arthropoda; Insecta; Hymenoptera; Vespidae. Gene Ontology annotation, biological process: proteolysis. The transcript has 9 exons. The record is from RefSeq and is a predicted model, not a curated record.
GAGUCAUUCAAAGCACAUACUCAGAGAAUACAAUAAGAGAAAAAUAUUAGUGGGGUCAGUGAAAGAGCUCGUUCGCGUAAGCCGUAGGAAGGAUGAGAAAAGGAGAACAUUUUUCGCGGUGACACGGCGAAGAAAUUCUCACACGACGGGAGGCUGCUCGCGUGGGAGAGUAAAGCGUGUGAGAGAGAGAGAGAGAGAUGCAGAGAGAAAGGGAGAGAGAGAGAGAGAGACAGCUUUGGUGGGCGAGUAGCAGGGAGAGAGCUUGCGCCUAGCCAGGUCGACUGGCUCGAGCUUGCGAGCCUUCUAGCAGCAGCCAGUCGCCGGCUGCCGGGCCACGGUCGAGCAUCUCUUCUCGACUAGACGAGCUUAAAGAAAGACUGCGUGCAACGACGACGACGACGACGACGACAACGACGACGACGACGAUGACGACGACGACGACCUCGUAACCCUUUUUCUACAACCCUACAACUACGGAACUUCCUCGAAGAAAAACGAACAAUAUCGACGAAGAAACGUGACUUUCAUCUUCUUUAUCAUUACUUUUCCUCGUCGAUCUGUCGAAAAUAUUUUCUCCCAACUAAAUCAAGUGAAAUCACGCGAAGAGUCAACGUGGCCACGUAAUCGUUCUCUCGCGUGCUAACGAAUCUAAGGAAAACGCUGAAGGAGGGAAAAUAUUACGGUGUGCGUUUACGAUAUAGUGAUAGAGCUCUCGUUCGCUCCUGCUGCUCUUUGGAUCUUCUCUCUCUCUCUCUCUCUCUCUCUCUCUCUACCUCCCGCUCUCUCGAUUUCUCUUAUCUAUUUCUAUCCCUUGGAAAAAAAAGAAGGAAAGAAAGAAAAAAAAGGACCACAUCAAAGAAUCAUGGCGAAUGGCUAACAAGCACGAGUAUCAAGCCCUUUUCUGGACUGAACGUGUUUUUCACCAACGGUGGGACCAUGUGAGGCUUCGACCAUGACGAGUGGCGGACAAAGUGGUGUCUGGAUCGCGAGCGUGAUUAUACUGUCGAUUGGCAGCUGGGUCGGUAGAGUCGGACCGCAACCGGCGGAUAGCGAUCUCGCGUCGUCCCUGACAACGCCGCGAGAGAGACUCGAAGUAGUACGGCAAAUUCUAACGGAGGUACCGCUGAUCGACGGGCACAAUGACCUACCUUGGAAUAUCAGAAACUUUGUUCACAACCAGUUGGCCGAUUUCGACUUCGACAAGGAUCUCCGACAAGUCGCACCGUGGAGCAAGAGCGCUUGGAGUCAAACGGACUUGGUCAGAUUGCGACAAGGCAUGGUCGGUGGUCAGUUUUGGGCCGCUUAUGUGCCGUGCGAGUCUCAGCAUCUCAACGCCGUGCAGCUGACUCUGGAACAGGUCGAUCUAAUAAAACGACUGAUAGAAAAGUAUUCUCAGCAGAUGCAGUUUGCUGCCUCAUCCAAGGAAAUCUUAGAGGCUCACAAAAGAGGCAGAAUUGCUUCGCUCAUCGGCGUGGAAGGAGGACAUAGUCUAGGAAGUAGUCUAGCCGUUUUAAGGACGCUUUAUCACCUGGGCGUAAGAUAUUUGACGCUAACGCACAGGUGUAACACACCGUGGGCGAAAAGUUCCUCCGCGGAGGAGGACGACGAGGACGGAGGAGGUCUAACGGCGUUCGGCAAGACUGUGGUGCGAGAGAUGAAUAGACUAGGCAUGCUGAUAGACCUCAGCCACACGGCCAGAGCAACAAUGAGGGAUGCCCUGAAAGCGACCAAAGCACCUCUGAUCUUUUCACAUUCCUCGGCUUUCGCCAUUUGUAAUUCCUCGAGAAACGUGCCCGAUGACAUUUUAAAACAGCUGGCUGACAACGACGGAUUGGUGAUGGUGACCUUUUAUAAUUAUUUCGUCAAGUGUGGUUCUCAAGCGACUAUCUCGGACGUGGCAGAGCAUAUUUAUUACAUUAGAAAUCUUAUCGGCGUCGAUCAUAUCGGAGUAGGUGGAGAUUUUGAUGGUAUCAACAAAACUCCGAGGGGUCUUGAGGACGUUUCCAAAUAUCCCGAAUUGUUUGCGGAACUUCUUCGUAGCGGCAAAUGGAACGUGCACGAUCUGAAGAAGGUGGCCGGUUUAAAUUUAUUGAGAGUCUUCAAAAAGGUGGAACGCGUGAGGGACGAUAUGAGAACGGAUGGUGUUACGCCGUCCGAAGAAUAUCUUCAGAAUUCUCCAGAUGUCAGCGGGAAUUGCGCCUUGGACACUAAUACCGUGCAAAGAGGCGUAGAAGUCUAAGUCUUACUCCUGGCAAUCUCUCAUUCGUUACUCUUGGUCAUUUUCAAGAUGACGAGGAGGGACAGUGGUAAAAGACCGAUCGAGGUCAACGAGGGCGAACCAAAGAAAAAGAGACAGCAUGCAGCUUCCUUUCUAUGACCUGCUCACUUUCAAAGCCUUUACUUUCUUGAUCCAAGCCAUGGAAAAAAUGGCUCGUGAAGAAUCCCAUCGUGUCGUUAACCUACCUCGGAACUCGUUCUUACGGAAGUGAUGAGCAACGAGCCAAAAGAGAGAGAAAAUAUAUAGAGAUAAGUUAUUUUACAUAUAUUUUUUUUCUCCAUACUGGAUAUUCUGGCAUUCAUUUUUAGAUUUUUCAGACAGAUCGUCCUUUCUGAAUUCUUUUUCAUGGUUUCUUUCACAUACAUACACACACACACACACACACACAAUUCAAUCAUAUUUAUUUUCUAUACAAUACAGAUAGUGAGCAUCAUAAUUGAUCGAUACAAAUUUUCCAUCGUUGCUAUUACUUCCGUCGUUUCUACUCUAUAAAUAAAAA